Chionomys nivalis (European snow vole) is the source of this 1427-nucleotide messenger RNA. Its product is annotated as 2'-5'-oligoadenylate synthase 1A-like. Lineage: Eukaryota; Metazoa; Chordata; Mammalia; Rodentia; Cricetidae. The transcript is spliced from 7 exons. Gene Ontology annotation, biological process: negative regulation of viral genome replication; defense response to virus; regulation of ribonuclease activity. Gene Ontology annotation, cellular component: membrane; nucleoplasm; cytosol. The record is from RefSeq and is a predicted model, not a curated record. The coding region runs from base 62 to 1129 and encodes 355 amino acids. Gene Ontology annotation, molecular function: double-stranded RNA binding; 2'-5'-oligoadenylate synthetase activity.
CUCGCCUGGGAGACACAGGAGCCUCAGGCUGCAGAGGGGAAGAAAGCUUCAGGGCCUGAGGAUGGGGCAGGGACUCAGCAGCACCCAGGCCUCAGGGUUGGAUGGGUUCAUAGAUUACUACCUCCAACCCAACACCAGCUUCCGUAAUGAUGUCAGAACUGUCAUCAACACCAUGUGUGCCUUCCUGAAGGAGAGAUGCUUCCGAGACACGGACUACUCUGUGAGGGUUUCCAAGGUGGUGAAGGGUGGCUCCUCGGGCAAAGGGAAAAUGCUCACGGGCCGGUCAGAUGCCAACCUCGUGGUGUUCCUUAACAAUCUCACCAGUAUUGAGGAUCAGUUAAAGCAACGAGGAGAAUUCCUAAAGGAGAUUGAGAAACAGUUGUGCCAGUUACAGGGCGAGCAAAAAUUCCCAGUGAAAUUUGAGGUCCUCAGAUCAUGGAGGAACAACUCCCCUGGGAUAAUCUUGAAGUUGAGUUCCUCCGAGCUCCAGCAGGAAGUGGAGUUUGAUGUUCUGCUGGCCUAUGAUAUGCUGGGUGAUGUCAACGUCUACAACAAGCCUGACCCCCAAAUCUACAGACGGCUCAUCAGUGAGUGCACCUCCCUGGGGAAGGAAGGCGAGUUCUCCACCUGCUUCACCGAACUUCAGAGAAACUUCCUGAAGGAUCGUCCACCCAAACUGAAGAAUCUCAUCCGCCUGGUCAAGCACUGGUACCAACUGUGUAAGGAGAAGCUGGGUGAGCCGCUGCCCCCACAGUAUGCUCUGGAGCUGCUCACAGUCUAUGCCUGGGAACGUGGGAAUGGAGUCACUGAGUUCAAUACAGCCCAGGGCUUCCGGACAGUUUUGGAACUGAUCACAAAAUACAAGCAGCUUCAAAUCCAUUGGACAGUUUAUUAUGACUUUCAAGACCAGGAGAUCUCAAACUACCUGCUGAGUCGGCUCACAAGAGCCAGGCCUGUGAUCCUGGACCCAGCUGACCCAACAAGGAAUGUGGUUGGUUCGAAUCCAGAAGGCUGGUGGCGGCUGGCAGGAGAGGCUACAGUCUGGCUGCAAUACCCAUGCAUUAAAAAUUGGGAUACUUCCCGAGUGCGCUCUUGGGAUGUGCCGACCGAAGUUCCUGUGCCACAAUAACAGGUGGACAAGAACUGGAAUUGUGUCCUCCUGUGAGCACAGCAGCAUCUGCUCAGAAGGGUCGAGAGCCAGGGGAUGUGCUCCUUUGCUGCAGGCCUUGACCAGAGAGGGCAGAAUGCUGCCCAAGGCCCCAAAGGGAGAGUGUCCAAGCUGGGAUCAGACGCCAGGCUUCUGACCCUUGCCUGCCCACACUUCCAUCCUGUUCCAUCACAAACAGCCUUCCUCAUGGCCUGCUUCAUCUGCCUUAUCCUCUACCAGUGUCCUCUGUGGGACAAGAGAUUCAGAGGAAGAGGAAGAA